Molecule: messenger RNA, 402 nt
Organism: Seminavis robusta
Lineage: Eukaryota; Bacillariophyta; Bacillariophyceae; Naviculales; Naviculaceae
Source: the annotation of a GenBank genome assembly
AUGCCUCCAUACAACAUUAGUCACUGGAGUGAAACGUUGGAGUUUCUAGAUGUCAGUGGCAAUCUCAUGACGGGGACACUGAGUACGGAACUGGGUGUUCUGCACAAGAUGCGCAUGAUGAGCUUGGACGAAAACCAUUUCACGUCGACGAUUCCCACUGAACUGGGACGCAUGGGCGACAGCAUUCAAUUUUUACGAUUUUGGAGAAACGAUCUCAGUGGUACCGUCCCUUCGGAACUGGGACAACUCUCGGGUCUGUUGGACUUGGCCAUGCACGAGAACCCCUUGCUGUCCGGCAUAGUGCCGUCGGAAGUAUGUACGACUCCUCAACGGUUCUUGUGGUUCAACUGCACCUCCCGGCUUUGUGGCUGUGGAGCCGACUUUUGUCCUUGCUCUGCCUGA